GCGUGGCUUUGGCUGUCCCUUCCUUCCCUUUCGAUCCAGCCUAGGCCGCCAUUUUGGCGCUGAGGUUUGGCGAGCGGAGGGGCUGGGGUCGGUGCAGCGGCCGCCGAGUUCCCCGAACCCGAGCUGGGCCGGAUCGGGCCUGUAGUCGUUGUCCGCGGGAGGAAGCGCGAGGAGAUGCGCCGCCACUGAGGGGGAGACCGAGGCCCGCCCGCCGCCCUUCCUGAGCCCCUCGCCCGCCAUGUCGUCAGCAGCCCGCUUUGACGCGUCGGACCGCUCGGCCUGGUACGCGGGCCCGCUGUCGAGGGCAGAGGCGCAGUCCCGGCUGCAGGGCCAGCGCCACGGCACCUUCCUCGUGCGCGACUCGUCCACCUGCCCCGGCGACUACGUGCUGUCGGUCUCGGAGAACUCGCGCGUCUCGCACUACAUCAUCAACUCGCUGCCCGGGCGGCGCUUCAAGAUCGGCGACCAGGAGUUCGAGCACCUGCCGGCCCUGCUCGAUUUCUACAAGAUCCACUAUCUGGACACCACCACCCUCAUCGAGCCCGCGCCCAGGUAUCCAGCUCCACUAAUGGGAUCUGGAUCAGCCUCCACUGUGCCUGCUGCGGAAGAGAAUGUGGAAUAUGUUCGGACUCUUUAUGACUUCCCUGGUAAUGAUGCAGAAGAUUUGCCAUUUAAAAAGGGGGAGAUACUGGUCAUUGUAGACAAGCCAGAAGAACAGUGGUGGAGUGCCAGAAACAAAGAUGGCCGUGUUGGGAUGAUCCCUGUUCCUUAUGUUGAGAAGCUUGUGAGAUCUUCCCCACAUGGGAACAGGAAUUCCAACAGCUAUGGGAUUCCUGAACCUGCCCAUGCUUAUGCUCAGCCUCAGACCACAAAUCCUCUUCCCAAUGUAUCUAGUGCUCCUGGGGCAGUGAUCAACCCACUUCCAUCAACACAGAAUGGACCAGUCUAUGCCAAAGCGAUUCAAAAGAGAGUUCCAUGUGCUUAUGACAAGACUGCCUUGGCAUUAGAGGUUGGUGAUAUUGUGAAGGUCACAAGGAUGAAUAUAAAUGGUCAGUGGGAAGGUGAAGUCAAUGGUCGGAAAGGUCUUUUCCCUUUCACACAUGUCAAAAUAAUUGACCCUCAGAAUCCAGAUGAAAACGAGUGAUUCACAUUGGCCAAUUUCUGCAUUGCUGCUUCAUUUUCCUGGCUAUCACGAGCAUCGUUUGAAGUGGGAUGAUGACUGUUAAUGGUGUGUGGUAAGCAUAGCCAGUUGCCUAUUUCCCAGUUGUUCUGAUUUGACAGCCCUGUCAUUUGUUUGGAAUGCAUACAGCUGAAGUUGCUUGUUGGUGCUCAUAUGGACAGUUGCAUCAUUCAAAAUUUAGUCACUCCUAGAAGAAUUUUGGACCUUAAGCUGCAGAAGAUAAGUGGUACCCACCCACCCCCCGAGCAGCUGGGGGCAAAACAUCAGCAAUUGCUGCCGAGGCAUCCACAAACAACAGUCAACUCUGAAGGCAAAUUCUAAGCAUCUCUACCAAUACGGAGUGACGAUGACAAAAAUUCUAUUUUAUUUUUCCCUCUGCAGGAGGAAAGACUUGGUUUUAGAGAGAAGAAACUGUUAAAGCAGCAAUGCAUUUGGAAUAAUAAUCUCUAGGCUAUAUAAUUGGAGUUUGUGUUAACAAGACACUUUUUUAUGAGUUUGUCAUAAACAACUUUGUCAUAAACAACCAUAAAACCUAGAAACAACUUUGGAAUGACAGCAAAGCAUCAUUUUAAAGUAUUGCACCACAGUAGAGGCUUUUAUUUAUAAGUGACAGCAGACAUGUCAGUUUGUCACAUCCCUGCCUAAAAUCCAGCAUUUAAACUUUCAUUGAGGGAUUGUUUGCAAAAUCACUGAAGACAGUUGGUUUUAAUAACUUUUUUAAUGGUCCCUAGACUUUUAAACGAGAUCUUAGAACACUUUAAUUCUCACACCAUACACAAAAGCUUGGGUGAAAUGGCACUUUCUGCCUCUUUAAAAACAAAAACAAAAUUCCUCACCAAGCAUUGAUAAUCACUAAUCAAGAAUACAGAUAAAAAUUAAAAGGUAUCACUUAGACAUUUUAACUCUUCUGUGCCCUGCUGUGUUAACCAAACUGUAGCUUCUUUGCUUUAGGUGUUAAACAUUGUAACCAGGAAUAGAAAAUGCAGAAAGUUGAAUUGGCAGUUGAGGAAUCGACUCCCUAAAUGCUCAUUUUUAAAUCUUUUAAGGAUUUUGGACUUGAGCCCCAGGUUCAACUCAGUGUUAAAGUGCCUUAAUUUGAGGACGAAAGGCGCUGAUGGCGUGCAGUUUCAGCAAAGAAUUCAGAACUGAACACAUUCAAGUCUCAAAAGUGUUUCAGUUUGUUGACUUUUAAAACUGUGGCUACUGGUCUGGAGAAAGCUCUCUCAGCAAAAGAGAGAGCAGUUUUACUGCCAAAUAAGUGUACUGUGAAUUAGACUAGCCUCAAUGCUCCGGAAAGUAUUUCCGCCUUAGGGGUAGAGACCUUCUGCCUUCUGUAAUGGAAAGUUCUGCAGCUAUUCACUAGAACUCCCAGGUGUUCCUGUUGAUUUGUCUUGUUACUGCAGAAUAGUACUACUGAGCUUUGCAUUAUGAAUAUUUAAGCUGCACUAAGAAUCAGUCGGCCAUAAGAUAAUCCUGCUACACAGCUGACCCCAACACUCACUUCCGGUGAUGCUGUGUGACCCUCCUUGAAAAUACUGUGUGGAUGCUUUUUAACUUGCCCACUUGGUCCUGGUGCUUUCCAGACAUGCUUCCUUCUGCCAGAUAGAUACUUGAUCCAGAAUCCUCUGCUAAACCCAUUUUAGGAUUGCAAAAAAAUAAAAGAGGCAUCUAUGCAAGUGAGAGUUGAGCUACUCCCAAGCAAUACUCCCUCUAAGCUGUGGAGUCUUGUGAGCAAACAUUCUACUUUCUGAGCUAC
Gekko japonicus is the source of this 2936-nucleotide messenger RNA. It is a transcript of the gene CRKL, whose product is annotated as v-crk avian sarcoma virus CT10 oncogene homolog-like. Lineage: Eukaryota; Metazoa; Chordata; Lepidosauria; Squamata; Gekkonidae. Gene Ontology annotation, molecular function: protein binding. The coding region runs from base 239 to 1144 and encodes 301 amino acids. Gene Ontology annotation, biological process: positive regulation of ERK1 and ERK2 cascade. The record is from RefSeq and is a predicted model, not a curated record. The transcript has 3 exons.